AUGGAAUCCAAUCAACGAAACGCUCAAGUUCUUUCACCAAUUACAAAUCUUCAUUUAGCUUCCCAAGAUUUUAUCGCUCCAGCGGCGUCAACUGCCCAAACUUCCCAAGAUUUUAUCGCUCCAGCGGCGCCAACUGCCCAAACUUUCCAAGAUGUUAUCGCUCCAGCGGUGCCAACUGCCCAAACUUCCCAAGAUGUUAUCGCUCCAGCGGUGCCAACUGCCCAAACUUUCCAAGAUGUUAUCGCUCCAGCGGCGCCAACUGCCCAAACUUCCCAAGAUGUUAUCGCUCCAGCGGCGUCAAUCACUCCAGCAGCGUCAACUGCCCAAACUUCCCAACAAGUUCUUUAUCCAACGACGAUUUCUCUUUUAACCCCUCAGCAAGUAUCUGUUCCGGUAGCACCAGUAUUAAUUUCUUUAACUGACCAACAAAUUACUCCAUCGACGACUCCUUCGACACCCAGACAAAGUCUUGUUCCGGCAGCGAUUUCCCAACAAGUUCCUGUUCCUGCAGCACCAGCAAUAAUUCCAACUUUAAUUUACCAACCCCCUGCCCCUGCUCCAACAACAGUUAUUCUGUCAAGUUUUCAACAAAAUCAUUUUGAUUUAAUUCAAGGAAUCACAAUUUCAUUUAGUUCUACCCAAACAUCGAAUGCAUCGGAUUUUUUCAAGACCCUGUUGGAAGGAGAUAAUAAUAAUUGGUGA
This is a messenger RNA of Acaulospora morrowiae, 702 nucleotides long. NCBI's taxonomy places the organism in Eukaryota, Fungi, Glomeromycota, Glomeromycetes, Diversisporales, Acaulosporaceae. The record is from the annotation of a GenBank genome assembly.